CCAGGAUCCGGCGGGAAAUUUCCCUGCAGCCUGCCCAUUGAAGCUGUGACGACACUGCAGCCAACAACCGCAUAUUAACGACAAAGUACUUCGUACUUGUUCCUUGCCGCUUGUCAUCAACCUCAUCCCACACCCGGCCGGCAAUCCAGAUUCUCGACGCACACAUCUUCGCCCUAACUGAAACAAAAACCUACAAUCCUCCAUUCAAACCUCCAAUCACCGCACCCUGCUCACCGUCGUCUCGCCAACCAUGCCCAUCUCGCAAUCGCCCUACCUGCCCGCCGCGGUGGGCGGCUUCGGCCUCAUGGCGGUCGGCCUGGGCAUCAACGCGCUGUUCAACCCGCGCGCGGCGAUCGCGCUGUUCCAGUUCCCGCACCCGGGCGCGCGGGCCAGCACGCGCGCCAUCGAAGUGACGCCCGAGGGCCACCUGGUCGAGAGCGUCAUGAUGCUUGAGGGCGCGCGCACCGUCGCGCUGGGCACCGCGCUCGUCUCCACCGCGUACUUUGGCAGCCGCGCCGCCUUGACCGUCAUGGUGUGCACCAGCACGCUCGUCGCCGUGGCCGACGGCUUCAUCAGCCGCAGGCAGAUCGGCGGCGGGGAGUGGGCGCACUGGGGGUUCGUGCCCGUCGGGGUCGUCAUCGCGGGGCUGUUGAGUGGCCUAGCGGAUUAG
Cladophialophora immunda is the source of this 670-nucleotide messenger RNA. RefSeq lists its product as uncharacterized. NCBI's taxonomy places the organism in Eukaryota, Fungi, Ascomycota, Eurotiomycetes, Chaetothyriales, Herpotrichiellaceae. The record is from RefSeq and is a predicted model, not a curated record. Bases 251 to 670 code for a protein of 139 amino acids. The transcript has a single exon.